This is a messenger RNA of Penicillium longicatenatum, 1479 nucleotides long. RefSeq lists its product as uncharacterized. The transcript has a single exon. Lineage: Eukaryota; Fungi; Ascomycota; Eurotiomycetes; Eurotiales; Aspergillaceae. The record is from RefSeq and is a predicted model, not a curated record. The coding region runs from base 1 to 1479 and encodes 492 amino acids.
AUGGUGGUCCCGGGGGUGAAUCACCGAUUGCUCUUCUCAUUGAAGAUGCUCGGGCUGGCCUUGGCAAAAGGUCUCUUUCGUGUCUGGUUCUCUUUUGCUUUUUUGUUCCUCGACAAUUCUAUUCUCCUAGCUACCAUCCUACUUGCCUGUCUACGCUCGAAACCAGAUCGACGUCGACGCCAGGAAGCCCUGCAAGAUGUACAUUUCUAUCCUAAGACGGUCUUGAUUACCGGAAUCGGCACAUCGCCCGGUCUUGCUCUGGCGCGUACUUGGGAUGCAGAAGGUCACCGUGUAGUGGGCGUGGAUGUUGCUGACCUGGACCUUCCAGUCCGGUCGGGCGGGGGCAUGUCAAAGACUUUGGUCGCUUUUUACCGAGUUCCGAAAGACCACUACCUCUCAAGGAUACUGGAUAUCAUCCAGCGUGAGAAGGUUGAUGUGUGGAUUCCAUGUUCGCCCAAGGCGUCUGCCGUCGAAGACGCCACUGCCCGACAAGUUGUGGAGAGUCGCACAAGCUGCAAAUGCGUCGCAUUCGACACAGAAAUGACAGCUUGCUUCCGCAAUAAAGACUCAUUUCGUCAAUUUUUGGCCGAGAAAAAGCUUCCCAUGCUGGAGUACCACCAGGUUCAGUCGCGUGACUCUAUUCACAAGAUUUUGAACCGAUCGCCAACCAAGUCUUUUAAUAUAAGACGCGUUAAUCCCAUUUCCAGCGAAAUCGCUGUCAUUCUUCCCAAACGCACUCUUAGUAAAACGUACUCGGAAGUUAGUGAAAUGCAAAUCUCCAUGGAUUUUCCCUGGAUCUUGCAGCAACAAACCCGGCUUGGAGAAUUUUUCGCCGACGUGCUGGUUGUGCGUGGUUUUGUCCAUGCAAUUAAGGUCCGCUUGGCCAAAUCUCGUUCCCCGCACUGGGGUGCCUCCCCCCUGGACGAAGCUCUUGCCAAAGCUGUGCAUCAACUCAUGCAAAGCUUUGCUGAGAAAGGCGGAGCGCGGAUGACCGGCCACCUAUCGGUGCGGCUUUUGGUUGACGAAGAGUUCGACACAUCUUCCGUACGCCACACUAUCCACAUCGCCGAUUGCGUCCCUGGAGCUGUGGCAUUGGAGAACCUUCUCCGUGAUGCACAAUGCCCUGUUCGUGGAUACCUCUCUGUCUUGUCUCAGCAGCCAAUCGAGCCUGUUUCCUGGAACGUCCCUGCGACCCUCUCACCAAGCCCACGCUCCCGACCAACAAUAGUGGAUCAUGAAACUGUGUCUCGCUUCAUUUCGCUAUUUCUAUCCCUAGAUUUUGCGAAGCGCGUGGUCGCCGUUGUUGAAGCAGAAAUUGUGCCAUUUCUUUUCUGGAAGGACGCGCGUUUUUCAACCGACGACCCCUUUCCAUGGUGGUGGCAUGUGCACGUGUACCAGCCCCUGCGUGAAGUUUGGCAGCUUAUGAAGCAAACGAGAGAAGCAGAGUUGACGGGGAAAGAUUUUGCAGAAUCAUCAUGA